This is a messenger RNA of Stereum hirsutum FP-91666 SS1, 1119 nucleotides long. RefSeq lists its product as uncharacterized. The transcript has 5 exons. Gene Ontology annotation, cellular component: cytosol; eukaryotic 43S preinitiation complex; cytoplasm. The record is from RefSeq and is a predicted model, not a curated record. Gene Ontology annotation, molecular function: translation initiation factor activity; metallopeptidase activity; protein binding. Bases 1 to 1119 code for a protein of 372 amino acids. Lineage: Eukaryota; Fungi; Basidiomycota; Agaricomycetes; Russulales; Stereaceae.
AUGGCAGCCGCACUCGCGGCAUCGCUCCCUGCGCCCUCUGCGGCGCUCACACCAGCCCAACCCUCGCAUGAAGCCAUCCCGGCCUCGAUGAGUAAGGUGAUCGAUUUGGAGGGGGAUAUUCCGUUGGGUAGCGUGCAGCUGGAUGGAAUGGUCGUCUCAAAAAUCAUCAAGCACGCAUCGGACUCGCAUUCGUCGAUCGUGCACGGACUCUUGCUCGGUUUAGACCUUGACGGUGUCCUCGAGAUUUCGAACUCGUUCGCGCUGCCGCAUCAUACUGCAAGCGACGACGAUGAAAAGCUUGCGAAAAGCGUCGGCCGAUACCAGACGUCUAUGCUGCGCUCGCUGAAGGAGGUGGGAGCGAACGAUAGCGUUGUGGGCUUCUACCAGUCCACGACGAUGGGGGCCUUUUUCAAACAGGCCUUGAUCGAUACGCAAGCGAUUCAUCAAGACAAGCUCAGGCAUGGAGGUGUCGUUCUCGUUCACGAUGUCUCUCAGACUGCACGGGGCAACGCUGCGUUCCGUGCGUUCCGACUGUCAAAGGCGUUCUUGGAUGCGUACAAGAGGCGGAACUUUAGCAGCCAGUCGUUGAUCAACCACCAACUUACCUUCUCAUCCAUCCUCGAGGAAAUCCCACUCACGGUCCGGACGAACCCGUUGCUGAGUGCAUUCCUUGGGACGCUCAGCACCCCUCACCGCGCCUCGUCCGCCUCCAGCCCACUGGGAACGUCCACCGCCGCCCUGCCGCCUACGUUCUCGACACUCGACCUCGGUACGGGCAACACGUCGAAAAACCUGGAGCUCGUGAUCGAAUCGAUGGACGCGUUCAAGACGGAGGAAAACAACCUGGCGUAUCUCUCGCGCCAGAUCGGACGCGAAAAAGCUCGGGCGGAGCAGUUCAUGGCGAAGAGGAGGGAGGAGAACGCGCAGAGGGUGGCGCAGGGGCUGGUGCCACUGCCUGAGGACGAUGUGAGCAGGAUGUUCAAGAUUCCGCCGGAGCCGAGCCGGUUGGAGAGCACGCUAUUGUUGGGACAGAUGGAUGCGUACGCAAAGACGCUGGAGGGGACAGCGAGCGCGAAUUUGGUGAAGAUGUACGCGGCGAAGGGGGGCUCGAGUGCUUGA